Messenger RNA from Meloidogyne enterolobii, 951 nucleotides. The record is from the annotation of a GenBank genome assembly. NCBI's taxonomy places the organism in Eukaryota, Metazoa, Nematoda, Chromadorea, Rhabditida, Meloidogynidae.
AUGGCCUCGAUACUGAAUCGUCCCUCACCCCCCCCCUUUCCUGGAUACGCGCUUGGAGGAGGUUUAAUAUCCUUUCCAAUAAUAAUCAUUUCUUUUUUAGUUAUUUUUAUUUUUCAGUUACAUUGCAGUAGACAAAAUUUAAGAAGAUAUAAAAACUUCAAGACAGUUACACUUAAUUGCACUCUAAGAUUUACUCGAGAAAGAUGCCCAUAUGGAUUGUUUGCUGUUAGAAAAUCUUUUGGAAUUCUUGUUUAUGAACAUGGCAAUCACAAUCACGAAUUUAGAGAAAUUGAUAUACGUAAUACAAGAGCUUUGAACGCUUUAAAAUUAAAGGAUACAAAACCACCAGAAUUGUUUAAAAAUCCAGCAGCAAGCGUAAAAGAUUGGCAUUAUUUAUGUACUGUUAAUGAUGUUGCUGAAUUGGAUAAAAUUAGAAUACAAAAUAAAUGUCAAAGUUUUAUUGGUUAUCAAUUGGAUUCGAAUAGAAAGUCAAUUAUGCUUAAAUGCAAAAUGGCUAGAUAUAAAUUAAUUCGUUGUCAAUUCAAAAUAAUGGCCAAACGUGUAAAAGACGAAGAUAAUUUUCAUGUUUAUUCUCAAGGAGAGCAUAUAUGUCCACAAGAUUAUUCUACCGAUAAAAUUCAAAAACGUUUAAUUAGAGCACUUAAAUUUGGACAACAUAAUCGAGUACAUAAAUGGAUGAAAAGAACUGGCGCUGAACGAAUUAAAAAUAUUGUAAAUGAAUUAGAUGCAAGUCAUGUUAGAUUAAUGAUUGUUUUGGCAAAUCGAGAAAUGUUAUCGGGGAGAAAAGAUAAGAAAAGAAAAAAUUUUAUUUUUUUAAUAAUUAAAAGGGAGGAAGGGUUAUUUUUGGGAAAGUCUCUCUCUCUUCACGAGGAAAAACAAGUUCUUCCCCAAAAUUACAAAAAUUUGAUUUUAAUCAUUCUUAAAUUUUAA